CAUGCACCAUCAAGGCACAAGGUGCGAGAUCCUUAACACCGCUCCUGGCGUUCGCCAUCGCACCAGCAUUCUGACACGCCUGGCACCUGCUGGUGUACUGUUCUAGAUGCGCAUCAGCAGUUCUCUCGCGUGCUGCCUCACACUACGUCACCUCUACAUAAUGUCAGAACCCCGUCAUUCGUCUUCGUUGCGCGUAAAAUCCCAGUGAAACGCAGACAUGAAUGCCAUGAUCCUUCUUUUCUUCGUCAUCUGGACCGUGCUGUUUGCGACGCACCACAUCACACGUCGGAAGGACUCCUUGACGGAAGAAGAAAGGCGGCGAUUGGACGAACCGCUCUUCCUGACGCCAUUUUUGGAAGCUAACGACACAGAAAAUGCGCGACGCCUCAGCAGAGUCACCCUCUUCGAAGAUUACGGCAUUGAAGCGCACUCGGGCUACAUCACGAUUGACAAGACUCUAGGCUGUCACCUAUUCUUCGUACUGACAAAAACAAAGCGUCCUUCUCCCAACGAGGCUCCCCUGAUUCUCUGGACGUUCGGCGGUCCCGGCGUGUCCUCCCUGCUCGGACCAUUGCUCUUCAACGGUCCCUUCACUCUAGACGCGCAAGGACGACUCGUGGCGGCAUCUCCGGCAAGCGGCCAGCUGCAGUCGUUCGCGCACGUCCUCUACCUAGACCACCCGGUGGGCAGCGGAUACAGCUUCGCCGAGCAAGAGGGUGACGACAGGACGUUCGCCAAGAGCAUCGAUGACGCCGUCGAUGCCGUCGACGACUUUCUGAGCCAGUUCGAGCUCCUCUUCCCCGAAUUUCGGGGCCGGCAGUUUUACUUCGCCGGAGAAUCGUACUCGGCGAGAGACGCCUUCGGCUACGCCUACCGGUACCACGGCAAGGGAGUCAAGACUAGCCUGAAGUUGGCCGGCAUCAUGAGCGGGGCCGGUUUCAUCGCCCCACUGCUGAGGGCCGCCAACCCCGCGAAAUUCCUGCUCCAGCUUGGGCUCAUCGACGUCCACGGAAGGCGGCUGUUGGACGAGAAAUUUAGGCAGAUUAAGGAAUCGGUGGACGACGAAGAGAUCAUCGUGGCUCUCUUACUACUCAGAGAGGUGUUCACCAAGACCGAAGAGAGCGGACCGUCGCUGUUCGAGUCACUCACGGGGUUCCGCCACAGGGCGUCGGCACUCCGUUCCACGGAGCCACCGGAGUUCGCGACUUACCGGAAGUACGUCACCAGCGAGCACUUCAAGAGGGCCGUUCACGUGGGCGUCAACGCCACUAUGAACCGGCAGCGCAGCAUCGUGAGCACCACCCUCUACUCCUACGACGCCUUCAAGGACAUCAGGGAGCUCGUGGCGACGGUGCUGGACAAGCAGCGAGUGCUCGUGUACGGCGGGAACAUGGACGUCGUCUAUCCAUCUGAUGACGUGUACGGCUUCCUGCGGUCCCUCCAAUGGAAAGGCGAAGAGGAUUUAAGGGUAGCGAGGAGAAGGCCGUACAGGAACGCAUCAGACGGAGGAGGUGAAGUAGUGGGCUACAAGAUGAUCGUCCGCAACUUCACGUACGCUUUGCUCGUGAAUGCCGGUCACUACGUGUCACUGGACAGUCGCCGAGCAGUCGUGGAUCUCUACAGGGACUUUGUGCACUCCAACUCCACUCCUACUUAGCCAGCCGUUUCGUUUCCUCGUCCCAAUAUGCAUACAACAUUUUACGAACGCUCGGCGAGGUUCUGAUGCAUCUCGUACCUCCGUGUGGUUUUGAUUUCCCUGGUGACCUCGCCCACCAAGAGGAGGUAUAGCUCCGAAAAGUUUGCGUGAGUGUGGCUGUCACUCCAUACAUUCGCUUAGGAGCGGGUAUAUCGGCGUCUCUUCGAGCUGCACAUUCUGCUCUUAACCGGGGCAGGAGGGAGACCAGCUACACCUUUUAUAGAAGUGCUCCUGUCUCCAAACAGCCCGUCGACGUCCCUGAUCAUUGUGUGGUUGUUUGUACCAUUCGGCCUCAAGACUUACACCGCGGUAUCCAUGGACCACUGUUUUUUGAACCUCAUGCCACCGACAGGCCUCCACAGCCAUGUGUAACCAGUUUUCUUUUUAAUGCCAACUAACGCACAAAGGAAAAAAAGUUUAUUUACGUGCUUGUCUCGGCUGCCUAACGAGAAAACUUUGUUAGAAGAAAAGAGGCUGGGAACUUCAUCGAAGUGCUCAUUUAUCUACAAGGCCACGGCUAACCUGCUCUGUACCGCCGUGUUAGCUCAGUGGCUAUGGCAUUGGGCUACUGAGCGCGAGGUCACGGGAUCGAAUCCCGGCCACGGCAGCCGCUUUUCGAUGGGGGCGGGAAAAAAAACCCGUACACUAAGGUUUAGGUGCAUGUUAAAGAACCCCAGAUGGUCGAAUUUAUUCCGGAGUCCCCCACUACGGCGUGCCUCAUAAUCAGAGCGUGGUUUUUGUGUGUACACUGAUUAUCUUUUUUUUUCUUCUGAUAUUUCGGUCCCUGUCUCACGUACCCCUGUGUGCAGGUUAUCCAACCGGGCGCAGCCAUAAUCAUCCUGCACGCCUUGCUUUUUUGGCUGUUUCUCUCUAGAGAUAAUAAAUUGAUAAUCAAACAUAGGAGCACGUUGCCGUAUUGCCUAAUAAAUAACAAUAACUAUCAUAUCGACGUGAAGUCAGACAUUGCGGUUAGUAAUUAAAUAAAGUCAUGGCUCCAUAUCGCACUUUCUAAACUGAUCAAUAUAUGGUUCAUUAUUAUACUCA
This is a messenger RNA of Dermacentor silvarum, 2740 nucleotides long. RefSeq names its product venom serine carboxypeptidase. The transcript has 6 exons. Lineage: Eukaryota; Metazoa; Arthropoda; Arachnida; Ixodida; Ixodidae. The coding region runs from base 218 to 1657 and encodes 479 amino acids. Gene Ontology annotation, biological process: proteolysis. Gene Ontology annotation, molecular function: serine-type carboxypeptidase activity. The record is from RefSeq and is a predicted model, not a curated record.